AUGGAUACUCCUACUGUCUCGGUAGACUAUUUUUUUAGAUUUUCCUCAACUUCCCCUCCUACAAAGUUCACAACACAACCACGAAUUAUUAACGGCGCGUUAAGGUAG
Molecule: messenger RNA, 108 nt
Organism: Colletotrichum paranaense
Lineage: Eukaryota; Fungi; Ascomycota; Sordariomycetes; Glomerellales; Glomerellaceae
Exons: 1
Coding region: 1-108 (35 amino acids)
Source: RefSeq, a predicted model, not a curated record